UUGAUCCGAUUGCAAUGGAAACCUCAGUGGGAAUCUUUGUUGCAUUUCUUGGUCUUGCAGCCUCAACAGUUCAAUCUGCACCAGCUCAAGAAUAUUUCAGCCAACAUUAUAAAGACGCUCAAAGACAAGAAAAUGAAACGCAGUCAGACGCCAUGCUGACUUCCCGUAACACCACAACAGGAUCAAACAUUUCUCGUGGGCAACUGAUCGGCAUCGUUGUCGGCGUCGUUGUUGCUGCGCUCAUAGUCACCGUUUCUUGUGCUGUUAUGGCAGGUCUCAGUAAUUCUUGGGCAACAUUUUUUCAAUCGCAGUUCUUCCGGUACGAAUCUGCCGCCUUCAGCCUGAGCUGCGACCUGCAGGAAGACGCUGCUGCAUGGACAAUAAAAAGGAACACGUCCAAACAAAUCAAUUCACUUUGUCCUGCAUACACUGCUGGAAGGAACGACUCUGCAUGCCUUUUAACUGAGCUUUAUGAAAUGGACUCUGGAGUGUACUGGUGUGAAUCAGAGGCUGGGAAGAUCAGCAACACCAUCAACAUCACUGUUACUGACGGUGAGAUCCUCCUGGAGAUCCCAGCUCUUCCAGUGAUGGAAGGAGACGAUGUGGUUCUGCGAUGUAGAACGAGGGGAACAUUAUCUGGAAAUAUUUCAUCUGCGUUUUAUAAAGACGAGCUUCUCAUUGGGGAAAGCGUGAGAGGAAGCAUAACUCUACAGAGGGUUUCUAAAUCCGACCAAGGACUCUACAAGUGCCACGUAUCUGGAGUUGGAGAAUCACCAGACAGUUUUCUGACUGUCAGAGGAUUUCCUGAAUCGCCGCCGUCACUACCUGGAAACAUUGCACUUCUUGUGAUGGUCACUGGAGUUUCAUUAUUUCUAGUGAUGUUGCUCUGUCUAUGGAGAAACCAUCCCGACAAUUAUGACUCUUCUGUUGUGAUUUAUAGUGGAGAAAUCAACAGACAAACACAGAGAGCAACAGAUGAUCUCCAGAGGGGGCGCCACUCUGCACUGGUCACUGUGGUCGUGUACAGACCGGCCCACGGACCGGCCCUGAAACCGGCCCUGAAACCGGCCCUGAAACCGGCCAGAUGGUCACCAGAGGUCACCAGUGGUCACCAGAGGUCACCAGUGGACAUCAGUGGUCACCAGUGGACACCAGUGGUCACCAGAGGACACCAGUGGUCACCAGUGGUCACCAGUGGUCACCAGUGGACACCAGUGGUCACCAGUGGACACCAGUGGUCACCAGUGGACACCAGUGGUCACCAGUGGUCACCAGUGGUCACCACAUUGUUUUUUUUUGCAGAGUUGUUUCUCACCUGUGAUGAUCUGAUGCAGGACGCUGAGUCAGCAGUCUGGAAACACUGA
Poeciliopsis prolifica (blackstripe livebearer) is the source of this 1364-nucleotide messenger RNA. RefSeq lists its product as uncharacterized. Bases 15 to 1364 code for a protein of 449 amino acids. The record is from RefSeq and is a predicted model, not a curated record. The transcript has 10 exons. Gene Ontology annotation, molecular function: transmembrane signaling receptor activity. Lineage: Eukaryota; Metazoa; Chordata; Actinopteri; Cyprinodontiformes; Poeciliidae. Gene Ontology annotation, biological process: cell surface receptor signaling pathway.